GAAUUAUACGGUAGGUAGCGUUAUAGGGUGAAACUAUCAAAAUAGGGUAUUGAAAAAAACUAUUAUUACUAUUCUGUAUUAGUAUUAGCCUGAAUUUUGUGUGAAAGGGGAAACAAUUUUAGCAGGAAGUUUUUCUGCAAGUCUUGAGUAAGAAAGGUAUACGUGAAGAACUUGAAUCAACAAUGUCUUUGUCAUCCAUGGAAAAAAAUCUGUUUAAUUUAAAAUUUGCUGCCAAAGAAUUGGUAAGAAAUUCCAAAAAAUGUGAAAAAGAAGAAAAAGCCGAGAAGUUAAAACUGAAAAGGGCUAUUCAGAAGAAUAAUGUUGAAGGAGCUCGUAUUCAUGCAGAGAAUGCAAUCAGACAAAAGAACCAGGCCCUGAACUACUUACGCAUGAGUGCGAGAAUUGAUGCGGUGGCUAGCCGAGUACAAACAGCUGUAACAACCAAAAAGGUUACUCAGUCGAUGGCAGGAGUGGUGAAAGCUAUGGAUGCAACAAUGAAAAGCAUGAACUUGGAAAAGAUGUCAGCUCUGAUGGACAAGUUUGAGAAACAGUUUGAAGACUUAGAUGUCCAAUCUUCUUACAUGGAAAACAGUAUGAGUUCCACUACAACAGUUACUGUACCACAGAAUGAAGUCGAAGGACUUAUGCAGCAAGUGGCAGAUGAAGCUGGGCUGGAACUAAAUAUGGAACUACCACAGGGAGAGUUAGGAUCAGUGGGAACAAGUACAGCUGCCUCUACAGAACAGGAUGAACUUACUCAACGAUUAGCAAAGCUCCGUCAAAGCUAGGAUUGAAGUGUAUCAAGAAAUACAUUCUCUAUCAUCCAAUAACAUAAAUUGCAAAAUAAUUGAAAAACUAAAGAAAAUUUAUGGAUGUUAAGUUCACAUGAAGUUUUUGUAAAAACAAAAAACAGUUCAUGUGUAUCUAAGAUGUAUAAAAUCAAAACUAGACCCUGGUGUAAGUUAUACUUGUGUAUAAAACUGCCUUGGAGUUAAUAGGUCAAUGUAGAGUAUUUUUCAAUAUAUAUUCUUUUUAAUUGUAAUGUGUCAUUAUUAAAGUUUUUAUAUGAAAUACAUAAACUUUUGUUUUGUUAAUAUUUUGUAAUUAAAAUCAAUACGGUGUUUUGAGCUACUCUUAUGUUUAAUUGGUGCAUUUUGUGCCUGUUUCAGGACUAAAACGUAUUGAAAUUGGCUUUAGGAAUAAUGUUUCAGUAUAUAUCAGUGAUUUAUUUUAAUAAUUUUCUUAUAACGGUAAUGCUGAAAAGGAUAUACGAGCAGCAUUGUUAAGCAGUAAAGUAAUUGUCAAGGAUGUGUUAAAGAACUAGUCCAUGUUAUUAAGCACUAUUAUGUGUAAACUGAUCGUCAGGAAUGGGUAAUAUACCCAAACCAUAUGUUUACUUAUAGCUGUUUUAUGUUGAUGGAUUAAACUUAUUCAAUUCCAUUUUUUCAUCUAUAAAAAAAAGUUAAAAAUAAAAUAGUAGUAUUUGUUAAGAUUUUAAUUAACUAGUAACUUGUCAGAAGCAUAGUAUUUGAGAGUUAAAUUAACUGAUAUUAACUUCCAAUCAGAGCAAGCUGUUUACUAAGUGAAACUAAAAAUUAACUUAUUAAUCAGUCUAGAUAAUUUAGUAUACAUUUAUGCUUGUAAAGACUAGAAUGCAUGUUUCAUCGGUCGGGUAUCUUCACUAUUAACGAUAUUUUAAGGUGAAUACAAAGCAAGUUUUGUAAUAAACAAUAAACCAAAAUAAUGACAUUUGAUAAACUAAAUAGUAUAAUCAAUCUUGUGAAUGAAUGUAACAAUAAAUAACAUGCUUUACCUAGGGAACAUUAGUUACCUGCUUGAAGUACUGUCUCGAAAGCUAUCAUAAAAAUCCCAUGACCUGAGUGCUUUCAAAAGAUGGACUUUUCUUCUUCAGGGGCAGAUUGAAGAAGAAAGGUCCACCUUUUGAAAGCACUUGGGUUACAGGGUUUUUAUAUUUAGACUUAUUGAACCUACACGUUUUACUGACAUCUUAAAAACUGUCAUAAUACUCUUGUGGAAUUGAUACAUUGUGAAAUAAAUUCAUUUGGUGGUUGUAAGUACAGAUUAAAAAUGUGUUCAACUAGUAAUAUAUAAUACAGGGCAUCAUCAGUGACAAGCAUAUAAGUAGAGUAUUUAUUAUUUUUAUAGAAUAUUCAAACUGAUUCUGGAAGAAAUCAUAUAACUAUCUUUUUUUUUUACUGAUUACGUUGUAAAGGUUUAUCAUCAGAGUUUUUACAUUAAAACAUUUACAUUCUGUGAAGAGACAUUUACCAUAGAACAACUCUCUUUCCUCAAAAGUUACAUUUUAUUUCCAAUAAUUUUAUCUGUGUAACAUACCUCACACAACAGACGUGAUAUUCCUAAACUUGCACAUUCUACCAUUUUUUUUAAUUUACUGAAUUAAUAAUGACUAUACUACUGAUUUUUUUUUAGGUUUUUUUUUACUGAGUUAGCUAAAACGGAAGAUUGUGUACUACUAAAGCCAAGUGAAAAUUAAUUCAAUAUACUAUAGAUUUUGUUGCUUAAAAAAUCAUUUAAAAAACAAGCCAACUUAAUGUGGUUAUGUAUAUGUCUUUGGGAUAAAAACUUGGAUCAGUGAUUUUUUAUGGUUUUUUUUUUUUAGGGGUGGGGCACUCAUUUCAGUGCUGAAUUUUUGUGUAACAGAGGGUUUGGGCAUGUUGUAAUAGAUGUGUAACAUGCUUAAGUUAUGGAUUGUUGUUGUCAGAAAAUUUGAAAUAUGUUUUCUAAAAUGAACUUCCACAAAAGUUUUUUGUUGUUGUUAAUUUACGAUGUUAAACAUGCAUUAGAUACUUAAGUUUAAAAGGGAAACAUUUCUGAUUUAUGACUAGACUGAAACAACUUUAGAACAGCAGCCAGUGUCGUCCAAUUGUCAGUAUAACAUAAGUCUGUCUAUGUGAAGGUCCUUUCUUUCUUUAAAUCAAUGUGGUCAAUUAUUUUGUAGAAAAUACUAAAAGAAUUAUCAGAAACUUCAGCCAGUAAAAUUGAUAUUUGACACUGCAAUAAUAGUCGUAUACUUAAUACUUUUAUUCAUUGUGUUGUAAAAGGGUCUGUGAGUGAUUUGCAUAUAAAUAAAUAAAGAUAGUUUAUAAAAUGCUUCA
Molecule: messenger RNA, 3137 nt
Organism: Limulus polyphemus (Atlantic horseshoe crab)
Lineage: Eukaryota; Metazoa; Arthropoda; Merostomata; Xiphosura; Limulidae
Gene: Chmp1
Product: charged multivesicular body protein 1b-like
Exons: 7
Coding region: 183-788 (201 amino acids)
Biological process (GO): endosome transport via multivesicular body sorting pathway; protein transport; late endosome to vacuole transport
Cellular component (GO): ESCRT III complex; multivesicular body
Source: RefSeq, a predicted model, not a curated record